Messenger RNA from Cherax quadricarinatus, 2610 nucleotides. The record is from RefSeq and is a predicted model, not a curated record. Lineage: Eukaryota; Metazoa; Arthropoda; Malacostraca; Decapoda; Parastacidae.
GAUGUAAGUGACAGGUGGGAAGACUGACAGCUGGAGAAAGUACAUAGUGUUAUAAGACAGCGACAGCAACGGGCAUUAUGACCAUACUAGUCACCGACUUUCAGAAUGCUGGUCGUGGCAAUUGUCUCAGCACUUCUCAUGCUGGUAGCCCGGGCGUCAUCACAGCUGUGUGUACCCGACUGCACAGGCAGGAAAGAGGGAGACCUGGUAAAAGACCCUGCCAACUGUCUUCAAUAUUACGUCUGUAGCGACCCAGAUGGGGACGGUGUCCUCCCCAUAGAGCCGUCUCUCUUCCCUCUCGAAUGCGAAGAAGGGUAUUACUUCAAUUCAGCUGAAAAUGUGAGGCAAUGUGAGAAGAUAGAUCCUUCUGAUGACUAUUGCAAAGGUCUCUGCAGCCCGUGUUUAGUCCAAUGUGAGACUCCAGGCACAUUAAUUCCAUCAACAGUGGAUUGUUCUAUAUAUAAAGUGUGUCUCGCAUCCGAUGUCAUAGAGGAAGAAUGUCCGACUGCUACUCCGUAUUUCAACUUCGAGACGGGAGAUUGUUCUGAUGACCCUACUGUUUGCUACGAAACUUGUGACCCCUGUGACGUGUACUGCGUGACGGAGGGCAAGAUUCCUAAUCCACACAAUUGUUAUGGCUACUUGUACUGCAACCCUCCUGAUGUGGCUGUCUUUCUGUGCCCCGAUGGCGAGGUCUUUAACCCAGACACUCUCAUCUGUGAGAGCACCACAGAUCCCUGUGAAAACAGUUGUGCAGACACCACUGGCGCUUAUGAUGAUUCCUGGGACUCGUUUUUGGAAUAAGUUUGUGCAUGUUUGAUAUGCGAAUAAAUGUAUCAACUUUUACACAUUUUGCAAAAAAAAAAAAUCAUUUUAUGUAAAGCUUCAUAUAGUGUAAUUAUCUCAUAUGAAAAUAUGCAUCCUUUAUCCUGAUGCCAUUGAGAUUAGAGAGAAAAGUAAAAUGUAUGUGAUAACGAGUGACUCACUGGCACCAACAUGUCUGAGCAAAUUCCUUGGUUGACACUUGGCGCUAUUGGUCGAAAUGUGACUCCACUGGUCAAGACGUGAUAUAUCUGUUCGAGAUGUCUUAUCACAGAUCACUGGAGAAUACGUGACACUACUGUUCUAACAGUAACAGAACUACUAGGGAAAUACGUUCAGGGAAAUAUGCUCAGUAUUUAGUUUUCUUACCAUUGUCACAGAGAACAUGUAGUGACAGAGGAAUAUCAAAGAUCAAUACUUAACUCUCAUAGUGAAACCAAAGCCGUGAACCUAGACUCACAUAUCACUACUGGAGUCUCUGAGAUACAACUUCAACGAAUCAGACUUCAAGAAACAGUUCUUAAUUAACCUAAAAAACCAACUUUACACAACUUGUACAUAAUGUCACAGGGAAACUAAAUGUACAUCAGUCGCUGCACGAUCCAAGAUAACCAUAGUCCCUUGUAACACAGUGCAAGAGAUGAAAUAAAACAUAUAUAUAUAUAAUUUGCUAAAUAAAAAAAAAAAGAGCGUACAGAGGCCCAAAAUAAGUAAGUUUUAUUUAAGUUCUGGGUACAUAGCACAGAAACAUUUUUACAAUGGUCUUAAGGACACAAACGUUACAGACACAAAAAAAAUACACUAGAGAUGAUUUUACUUAGGAUACCCAAUAAAUACAAACACUGAGACUUCUGAUCACAAGAUAUAUAUUCCAAAUAUUUCACAAAAGGAAAAAUUUAUUUAAAAAAUCGCCACAUUAAAAUUUACACAACCUUAAAUUAAAAGAAAGCUUCCAUUCAAGAAACACAUCAGCAGUAAAAAUUUAAAACUGAUAAGAAGAUACAGUCACUAACUAUUGGAAUGAAUAUUACUGUAUGCUAACAGCACCAUUCAACGCAAGUGAAAUCACAUAUCUAGAGAAUGUACAGAAAAAAAUUACUACACCUGGUAUGUCAGUCAAAGCCUUUAAUUACUGCGAACUUUUGAAAUCCCUUGGCUUGUACUCCCUGAAAUGCAGGCGAGAGAGGUACAUUAUAAUCUACACCUUAAAAAUCCUACAGGGACUGGAACGAAAUCUGCACACAGAAUCACUGCCUAUGAAAUCAAAAGACUAGGCAAACAGUGCAACAGCCUCCUAAAGAAAAGCAAGGGCGCCAUGAGUGCACUAAGAGAAAACACUUUAAGCUUCCUGGGCCCAAGACUAUUUAACAACCUCACAUAAUACAUAAGGAGAAUUACUAAUAUAUUUCUUGCUAUCUCUCUUGUCUGAUGGCCUAUAUGUACUCACUCUUUCUCUCCUUUCUGUUAGUGUGACUUUGUAAACGGUACAAGUCGGACCGAAACGUCGUCGCAAGCUCCCCUCUCCUAUGUGCGGGUUAUUUGUGUAUUGAUUUCUGGCUGUCUUCAGGAGGAAAAUGAACAGAUAAAGUCAGCACCCGAUCAGCCGGGCUGUGGUUCGUACGUCGUAUUGAGUGCAGCCAGCAUUAAGAGCUUGGUGGAUCAGAACCUGAUCCACUGGAAGGCCUGGUCGACGACCUGGUAGAUUCCAAUUAGACUAUUAUGCUAACAGCAGCUUCUUGUUGAGAUAAGAUGUACAAAAAAUAUAUAUAUAAUAAAUAUUCAAAAACA